AGCACUGUGUGUGUGUGUGUGUGUGUGUGGAAGUAGAAGAAGAAAAAAAGGCCGGGUUGAGCUUCACCUCUUUUCUUUUCUGUUAGGAACAAGACGCUAAAAACCCGAUACCGACAUGUCGAAAAGCACCAUGUCCGCCCGUUUCAGGAGAGUGGACGUGGACGAGUACGACGAGAACAAAUUUGUGGACGAGGAUGACGGAGGGGAAAACCAGCUGGGUCCCGACGAGGCAGAGGUGGACUCCCUCAUUAGACAAGGAAACCUCAUGGAGGCUUUACAUGCCGUUCUAAAGAAUCCACCAAUCAACACAAAGAACCAGAACGUCAAGGAGCGAGCAGAAGGUUUGGUGCUGAAGGUGCUCAGCGCCUUUAAGAGCAGUGACAUUGAGAAGGGGGUGCAGUCCCUGGAUAAGAACAGUGUGGACCUGCUGAUGAAAUACAUCUACAAAGGCUUUGAGAGGCCGUCAGAAAACAGCAGCGCGGUCCUGCUGCAGUGGCACGAAAAGGCUCUGGCAGCUGGAGGAGUGGGCAGCAUCGUCAGGGUCCUCACAGCGAGGAAAACGGUUUAAAAAGAGGAGCGGAGGAUCGGUUCACUCCACAUCACUGACUGAUACAGGAGGACUGCUUCUGCACUGAACUGUUCAUGUAAUCUAACAGACCGCAUAAGGACUGAAAGGAAAAGGUGUCUUUUUUUACCUGAUGUAAAAGAAAAAAAAAAUUCAUGCUGCGUCCAAGGCUACACUAAAAAAAAAAAAAAGAAUAUCAGAUCUGAGUUACAUUAGGUUAAAUAAAGCGGUUUCUUCUUUCGUCCUGUGCAUGAUCACAGCCUACUAAACCAUAGUCCUCACAGGGUGCUACAGACAACUCAUCACCUCAUGUGUCUGCCCCCCCCCCCCCCCCCACCUCCCUGUGCCACGUAUCCUCCUCACUCCUCAUGAAUGGUUCCCAACCAAAAGGAAUACAAUGAAACUAAAAAAAAAACCUGCCUGCUACACAAAUCUAACAGAUGGCAUAGGCACUAAAAAGGAAUAACAGAUUUUUGUCUACUAAAUUAAAGAUCAAGGCUUGACUGAAAAAAGGAAAAUCGAAGUAGGGUGACAAUAGGUUAAAAAAUCUAUCUAGAUCUUUAAAGUGAUCCAAGCAAUACAAGAACAAAUGGCACUAAAAACUAGAAGAGAAACACGCAGACUUAUCAGGGGAAACUACAAGUUGACCACCUUUCUUUUUUUUUUGUGGUCACGAGCCAUAAUAUGUUGUUGGCCGCUGCCAUACACUGAACCUUCACACUCAUCUGGGCAAACACAACAGACAUGACUCGCAGCAAUGUGUUCUCCCUACACACACACACACACACACACACACACACACACACACACACACACACACACACACACACACACACACAGAGGGUUUCAGCUUUGAUUCUGUCAGGAUAACUCUGUGUUUUUUUUCUCUGCAGAAGAGACUUCCUGAUGGAAUAAAAGCCAGACUGUCAGUAAAUCCUCUCUUGCUCUGACACUUUAGCAGUGGGAGUUUAAAAAAAAAAAAAAAAAGAGCACAGUCACAUUUGCUGGAUUUGCUCACGGGGGUCUUUGUGCACCCACAGGAGGCUGGGUAGAAGUGAGUAGGGGGUUGGUGAAAUCCAUCCAUCAGUUUCACGCCACAAGCUGACCCAGUUAAGGAUUAUAACUCAUGAUGCAUCUCCACCACCACUCAUAUUAAUCCCAUUUCACUGUUCCUCUCAUCCACUGUCGGUCUGACUCACUCUGGCACCCUCUGCUUCUGUGCAGGGCGUCAUGCGGCUCUGCUGGUAAAUACGAGCAACUUUUAUUUUCUGUACCUUCAGGAAAUUCACCCUGAGAAACUAUUGUUUUUUUUUUUAUUUUCAUUGUUUUGGCAUUUAACAGAAAAAUAAUCUAGGAUUAAGCGUUUGGUCUUAAUUUUGUUUUUGUUUUAUACUAAUGAUUUUUUUUUUGCGUCAGUGCAUAAUCCCUACGUAACUUAAAAUUUAAAAAAAGGGUAAGCAUGCUCUGUGUGCAGGGGGGAUAUUAUAAAAUAUUGAAUUUAGUGUCUCUGGAAAUGGAGAGGGACUUCUUUGUGAUGAAAAGAGAAAUAUUGUUUGCAUGAUUCCACUUUUGACAAUAUUUUCUUAAGCAUUUCAUGACCGUAUUUUUGUAUUUUGUGACUCUUCUGGAAGAAUCAAGUGAUUUUUUUUUUUUUAUCGAAUCUGAGUCAAAAUACGUUCUCAUUCCUUAAAAAAAAUCUUUUUGUUUUUGUUCUGCAAUUUUAAAGUCAUGCUGUUAUUCCCAGAAUGACUUUUUAUUUUCAUUUUUUUUGAUUAACAUGAGCCGGAAACCGAGGAAAGUGAAAUCUGCCUUAUCAGGUAGAUGACGUCUGUUGCCAAAUGAUUUAUUUACUUUCAUGAAAAUCAUGUAACAUACUUGUAGAAUUUAGGUUCCCUUGUGUUAGAGAAGAAUUUUGAAGAUAAAGUGAUGGAGUUGUGAUCAUUAUAAAAAGGAGCAUCAAAGUGUAAAAAGUUUGUUGUUUUAAAAAGAAGAUACUUCUGCUGUUUUUGCAGACCGUGUGAUGAGAACAGUUCACUUCCAGUGUAAUGUCUUGUUUGAGUUUAUUUCCAGUCAAAAACUGAUCGGACAUUCUCAGUGGAUGUUGCUUUUUUUUUUUUUUUUUUUACAGAAAAGCUCUAUCACAAGUCUCACGAGUUUCAUCGUUGGAUAUUUAGACAUGGGGUGUCCAUGUUUGAAUACUGUCAUCAGUGAUGAUGCAUCCAGACAUUAGAUUGAUUUUUCUAAUGCAGUAACGUCUGGUGUGACAUGAAAACUAAAGAGAACGCUUCACUUUCUUUUUCUGCUUGAUGUCACUCCGGACAGUGAUGCUCUUCUAGCCGAGAAGACGAGGGAGCACACCAGAUUGAUGUACAAACUGCCUUACUCCAUAUUCCUUUUUUAUGUUUGUGCGUUUUUGACAAAAAAAAAAACUAAAAUAAAAGGUAUAAAUGCUGA
Labrus mixtus (cuckoo wrasse) is the source of this 3019-nucleotide messenger RNA. Its product is annotated as actin-related protein 2/3 complex subunit 5-A-like. The record is from RefSeq and is a predicted model, not a curated record. The coding region runs from base 116 to 568 and encodes 150 amino acids. Gene Ontology annotation, molecular function: actin filament binding. The transcript is spliced from 4 exons. Gene Ontology annotation, biological process: Arp2/3 complex-mediated actin nucleation; cell migration; regulation of actin filament polymerization. NCBI's taxonomy places the organism in Eukaryota, Metazoa, Chordata, Actinopteri, Labriformes, Labridae. Gene Ontology annotation, cellular component: actin cytoskeleton; cytoplasm; Arp2/3 protein complex.